Arachis stenosperma is the source of this 992-nucleotide messenger RNA. Its product is annotated as translocator protein homolog. The transcript has a single exon. NCBI's taxonomy places the organism in Eukaryota, Viridiplantae, Streptophyta, Magnoliopsida, Fabales, Fabaceae. Bases 103 to 678 code for a protein of 191 amino acids. The record is from RefSeq and is a predicted model, not a curated record. Gene Ontology annotation, cellular component: membrane.
AUUCCACGCUUCACCUUAUAACCAAAACCAAUCGCUCCCCUUUUCCAUAUUCCUUCAUUGCUUUCAAGCUCUUCUUCUUCUUCUUCUUCUUCCUCCAUUCCCAUGGCUUCCCAAGAACUCAAACACCGGGUCACACACGAUGCAGACACCAAAGCAGGAGGAGGAACAACAACAACAACAACCAGACGGGACAAGAAAAUGGCGAUGGCCAAACGCGGUCUUAGGUCACUCCUGAUUGCCGUUAUUCUCCCCUUGUCGCUGACUCUCUUCUCCGCAUACAUAUCGAGCUCCAUGUCACGUGCCAACCACCACAUGGAUCACAAGACUCCCUUCUGGUUCCCGCCCUCGUGGGCCCUACACCUAACUUUACCCGCUUCGGGCUUCCUGAUGGGCCUCUCGGCCUGGAUGGUUUGGGCCGAAGGAGGAUUCCACAGGCACCCCGUAGCUGUGGUGCUCUACGUGGCUCAGCUCCUCUUAACGGUUCUGUGGGACCCGCUUGUGUUCGGUGCAGGUGCUUCGAGGGUGGGCAUGGUGCUGUGCCUGGGUCUGUUUGGGUGCCUGUAUGGGUGCAUGCGUGUGUUUAAGCAGGUCAACCAUGUUGCUGCUGAUUUGAUAAAGCCUUGUUUGGCUUGGACCGCUUUUCUCUCCAUUGUAAAUCUUAAGCUCCUUUCUGCCUAAUCAUACUUUUAAUUAGAGAGUAACCAGAUCAAUUACUUUUUCUUAAUUAGAUACCUUCAUACAAAGACCCUCUUGUAAAUAUUAAAUAAUAUUAUAUUCCCUGUGCUUUUUUGGUGUUCUGCUGUGUUUCCUUUGUAAGUUUUGUGUGUGUGUGUAAAUCUUAAAUAUGUAUAUGCUUAAAGUUGUCUUAUUAUGAGGUAAGAACUACUAAUAUUGUGUUUUAAAUCGUUAUUGAAUGUUUAGAUCUGCGUCUGUAAUUUUCUCUCUGUGAUUUGAUUUGAAUAAAACAAAAUCUAUGCCCUGAAUGAAUGAAA